AUGGCGGACAUUGAGCGGCCAUCGUCGCCUACGCCAGAAGAGCGUGAGAAGCUCGACGCGGAAGCAAAAAAGAAGGAGCAAGAGGAGCAGAGCAGGCUGCCGUACAAAUGGACGCAGACAAUCGGUGACCUCGACAUAUCUGCGUCCAUCCCCGCGAACAUCAAGGGUAGAGAUCUCGAUGUGAAGAUUACCAAGACCAGCCUGAAGGCUGGCAUCAAAGGUCAAGAACUUAUCAUAGAUGGCACCCUCCCCCACAGCAUCCACGUGGACGAGUCUGCCUGGACACUAGAAACGACCAAAUCCGGCAAAGAACUCAACAUUCACCUUGACAAGGCCAACAAGAUGGAGUGGUGGGCUCACGUCGUCACCUCGGCGCCCAAGAUCGACACGACGAAGAUCACGCCGGAGAACAGCAAGUUGAGUGAUUUGGACGGGGAGACGAGGAGUAUGGUGGAGAAGAUGAUGUAUGAUCAGCGGCAGAAGGAGAUGGGCAAGCCGACGAGUGAGGAGGAGAAGAAGAUGGAGAUGCUGAAGAAGUUCCAGGAGCAGCACCCUGAGAUGGACUUUUCGCAGGCCAAGUUUAGCUGAACGGGUGACAUUUUAGGAAGCAAGACUGUAGCAUAGUGGUAUGAGAAG
This is a messenger RNA of Baudoinia panamericana UAMH 10762, 636 nucleotides long. RefSeq lists its product as uncharacterized. Gene Ontology annotation, cellular component: cytoplasm. NCBI's taxonomy places the organism in Eukaryota, Fungi, Ascomycota, Dothideomycetes, Mycosphaerellales, Teratosphaeriaceae. The coding region runs from base 1 to 588 and encodes 195 amino acids. The record is from RefSeq and is a predicted model, not a curated record. Gene Ontology annotation, biological process: protein folding. The transcript is spliced from 2 exons.